GCUUUUUCUGUCAGAGGCCCUCCGGCAGCAGGGGAGGCCUGUGGGACGGCGUAAAGUUGAAUGGAGAGGAGAAGGGGAAAGGGCAAAACGGAUGUACCAAUGAAGUCUGGAAACUAACCAUUGCAACAAGGGAUUUUAAAACUUUUCCACUCUUUGGGAAUAUACUGUAAGAAGAUCAAGUUCUUUACCACUGGAGACUUGUUUCAGGUAGUGGCGUCAAGAUGGCGGCUGCAGCAGAAGCAGCCACAGUUAUCAUGAAUGAAGAGGAGCUGAAGAGGAAGCAAAGGGAAAAACUGAAAAAGCUCCAAGCAACAGGUGGCAACCCUCGGCCAGCUCGCUCAUUGUUCAUGUUCACACUGAAAAACCCGUUCCGCAAGGCCUGCAUCAACAUUGUGGAGUGGAAAACUUUUGAGAUAAUCAUCUUAUUGACCAUCUUUGCAAACUGUAUAGCAUUGGCUGUUUUCCUGCCCAUGCCUGAAGAAGACUCCAAUAACACCAACUCCAGUUUGGAAAGUCUGGAGUACAUCUUCCUGGUCAUCUUCACUGCUGAGUGCUUUCUAAAGAUAGUGGCGUAUGGGUUAGUGUUUCAUGAAGGAGCCUAUUUAAGGAACUGUUGGAACAUAUUGGACUUUGUCAUUGUCUUUAUGGGUCUCUUCACCUUUGCCUUGGACACCAUCAAUAAGAUUGCAGGUGUGCCAAUGGAGAAAGGUGGAGGGUUUGAUAUGAAAGCCCUGAGAGCAUUCAGAGUGCUAAGGCCGCUUCGUCUAGUCUCUGGAGUCCCAAGCCUGCAGGUGGUAAUGAACUCUAUACUAAAAGCUAUGCUACCUCUUCUACACAUCGCUUUGUUGGUCUUUCUUCUGGUCACCAUCUACGCCAUCAUGGGACUGGAGCUGUUCAAGUGCAAAAUGCAUAAGACUUGCUAUUACACCAACACAGAUAUCUAUGCCGCUGCUGAAGGAGAGAUGCCUGCGCCCUGUGCUCAGGCUGGUAAUGGUCGUCGGUGCAUCAUCAACGGCUCAGAGUGUCGUCCGGGCUGGGAGGGUCCUAACAACGGCAUCACCCACUUCGAUAACAUUGGAUUUGCCAUGCUAACGGUCUACCAGUGUAUUACUAUGGAAGGGUGGACCAAAGUGCUCUACUGGGUUAAUGACGCCAUAGGAAAUGAAUGGCCAUGGCUCUACUUUGUUCCCCUGAUAUUGAUAGGCUCAUUCUUUGUGCUGAAUUUAGUUUUGGGUGUACUCAGCGGGGAGUUCACCAAAGAGCGAGAAAAGGCCAAGUCCCGUGGAGAGUUUCAGAAGUUACGAGAACGUCAGCAGUUGGAUGAGGAUCUCCACGGAUACAUGGAGUGGAUCACUCACGCUGAGGUCCUGGAUGCUGAUCGAGAGGGCAAAGGACUCCUGCCUUUGACUAAUGGAGAAGAUGAUACAGACAGCUUGUAUGGUUUGGAAGGAAAAAGUAAAGUAAUCUACUACUAUCGCUUGGCUCGCCGCUGGAACAGAUUCUUCAGAAUGAAAUGUCUCAUCUAUGUGAAAACCAAGACUUUUUACUGGAUUGUGAUGAUUCUGGUCUUCCUCAACACCUUAACUAUUGCGACAGAACAUCAUGACCAGUCUGAACGGCUCACCAACCUCCAAGAUGUGGCCAGUCGUGUGCUCCUGGUGCUGUUUGUUCUGGAGAUGUUUAUGAAGAUGUAUGCUUUGGGCCCGAGACAGUAUUUCAUGUCUCUUUUUAACCGUUUUGACUUUUUUGUGGUGAUGUGCGGCAUUCUGGAGAUGAUCAUGCUCUCCGCUGGUGCCGUUACUCCUUUGGGCUUCUCUGUACUGAGGUGUAUUCGUCUACUUAGGAUCCUUAAAGUCACAAAGUAUUGGACCUCCCUGAGUAAUCUUGUAGCCUCUCUCCUAAACUCAGUCCGCUCCAUUGCCUCCCUGCUCCUCCUCCUCUUCCUCUUCAUUGUUAUUUUUUCACUCCUGGGUAUGCAGGUGUUUGGUGGAAAAUUCAUCUUUUCUGAUAACAGACCGCGACGCAGUAACUUUGACAACUUCCCUCAGGCUCUCAUUAGCGUGUUUCAGAUCUUAACAGGAGAGGACUGGACUACCAUCAUGAACAAUGGCAUUAUGGCGUAUGGAGGGCCAGUCUUUCCUGGCAUCUUGGUGGCCAUCUAUUUCAUUGUGCUCUUUGUUUGUGGCAACUAUAUCCUUCUCAAUGUGUUUUUGGCCAUUGCUGUGGACAAUUUGGCUGAAGCCGAGAGUCUCACAUCAGCCCAGAAGGAGAAGGCAGAGGAGAAAAUGCGAAGGAAACUACUAAGAUCUAAAAUGCCAGAUAAAACUGAUGAGGAGAGGGAGAGAUAUGCAAAGAAACUGGCAGAGCAGAGAGCAAAGCUGGAGGGAAUGCCCACUACAGCCAAGCUCAAAAUUGAUGAGUUUGAGUCCAACGUAAAUGAAGUAAAGGACCCAUUCCCUCCAGCAGACUUCCCAGGUGAUGAUGAAGAGGAAGAGCCGGAGAUCCCCAUCAGCCCUCGGCCCAGACCCAUGGCCGACCUGCAGCUAAAAGAGGAAGCAGUGCCCCUGCCCGAAGCCAGCUCCUUUUUCAUCUUUGGCCCUCAAAACAAGUUCCGUAAGCUGUGCUAUAAGAUCAUCAAUGCCUCCUCCUUCACCAACCUGAUCCUGCUGUUCAUCCUUUUGUCCUCAAUCUCUCUGGCGGCUGAGGAUCCCAUUGACCCCAAGUCCUACAGAAAUCAGAUCCUGGCCUAUGCUGACAUUGUCUUCACAACUGUCUUCACUAUUGAAAUUGUGCUAAAGAUGACAGUCUAUGGAGCGUUUAUGCACGAGGGUUCUUUCUGCCGUAACUCCUUCAACAUCCUUGAUCUGAUUGUGGUCGGAGUCUCCCUGCUUUCAAUGGGAAUGGAAUCUAGUGCCAUCUCUGUGGUGAAGAUUCUCAGGGUGUUGAGGGUGCUCAGGCCUCUCAGAGCUAUCAAUAGAGCCAAAGGAUUAAAGCACGUUGUCCAGUGUGUGUUUGUGGCCAUUAAAACCAUUGGAAACAUCGUCUUGGUCACGAUGCUGCUGAAUUUUAUGUUUGCCUGUAUUGGAGUCCAACUCUUUAAGGGUAAAUUCUAUAGCUGUACAGACCCAGUGAAAAUGACAGAGGAGGAAUGCCAAGGAUUCUUCUAUAAACACGUGGAAAACUCCCUGGAGGACACAGUUCUUGCCAAAAGAGAAUGGAUUAAUAGUGACUUUAACUUUGAUAAUGUUCUUUUUGGCAUGCUCGCUCUCUUCACCGUGUCCACAUUUGAAGGCUGGCCAAAACUUUUAUACAGAGCGAUUGACUCAGACCAGGAAGACAUGGGCCCGGUUUUCAAUAACAGAGUGGAUGUGUCUAUAUUUUUCAUCAUCUACAUUAUCCUUAUCGCCUUCUUCAUGAUGAAUAUCUUCGUGGGCUUUGUCAUUGUCACCUUCCAGGAGCAGGGCGAGCAAGAGUACAAGAACUGUGAACUUGAUAAGAACCAGCGUCAGUGUGUUCAGUACGCCCUGAAAGCUCGCCCUCUGAGGUGCUACAUCCCUAAGAACCCUUAUCAGUACAGGGUCUGGUACAUCGUCACCUCCUGCUACUUUGAGUACCUCAUGUUCUUCCUGAUUAUGCUCAACACACUGUGUCUUGGAAUGCAGCACUGUAACCAGUCAGACCAUGUGACCAAAUUGUCCGAUACUCUGAACUUGAUCUUCACUGUGCUCUUCACAGUGGAGAUGAUCCUCAAACUCAUGGCCUUCAAAGCGAGAGGCUACUUUGGAGACCCUUGGAAUGUUUUUGACUUCAUUAUAGUCAUUGGUAGCGUGGUUGAUGUGAUCCUAAGUGAAGUGGAUACUGCCCUAGCUGCCAGUGGAGGCCUGUACUGUCUCCAUGGUUGUCCUGAAACAAAUCCAAUGCAGGCAAUUGCGGCAACUGAAAAUGCUUCAGUUUCCAUCACGUUCUUCAGACUUUUCCGUGUCAUGCGUUUGGUUAAAUUGUUGAACCGUUCAGAGGGCAUCCGUAAUCUGCUGUGGACCUUUAUUAAAUCUUUCCAGGCUCUACCCCAUGUAGCUCUGCUUAUUGUCAUGUUAUUCUUUAUAUAUGCUGUCAUCGGUAUGCAGAUAUUUGGUAAAAUAGCCUUAGUUGACGGCACCCAAAUCAACCGCAACAAUAACUUCCAGACAUUCCCACAAGCAGUGCUAAUGUUGUUCCGAUGUGCAACCGGAGAGCAGUGGCAGGAGGUCAUGAUGGCGUCCAUGUAUGGGAAAAAGUGUGACCCAAAAUCAGACUACCUUCCCGGGGAGGAGUACACUUGUGGCUCUGGUUUUGCAGUCAUCUAUUUCCUGAGCUUCUAUUGUCUCUGUGCCUUCCUGAUUCUUAACCUCUUUGUGGCUGUUAUUAUGGACAACUUUGAUUAUCUGACCCGCGACUGGUCUCUCCUUGGUCCGCACCAUUUGGAUGAAUUCAAAAAGAUUUGGGCUGAAUAUGACCCAGAAGCAACAGGAAGAAUUAAGCAUCUGGACGUGGUCACUUUACUGCGUCGCAUCCAGCCUCCACUUGGAUUUGGCAAGUUCUGCCCUCACCGAGCUGCCUGCAAGCGUUUGGUUGGAAUGAACAUGCCUCUGAACAGCGAUGGCACUGUCACAUUCAAUGCAACACUGUUCGCUCUGGUCAGGACCGCACUAAAGAUCAAAACUGAAGGCAACUUUGAGCAGGCCAAUGAGGAGCUCAGAGCAAUUAUUAAGAAAAUCUGGAAGCGCACCAGUAUGAAGCUGUUGGAUCAGGUCAUCCCACCUAUUGGAGAUGAUGAGGUGACUGUGGGCAAAUUCUAUGCCACGUUCUUGCUCCAAGACCAUUUCCGCAAAUUCAUGAAGCGCCAAGAGGAAUACUAUGGCUACAGACCAACCAAGAAGAAUGCAUCAGGCCCAGAGAUACAGGCUGGUCUGAGGAGUAUUGAGGAAGAGGCUGCUCCAGAGAUGCAUCGGGCGAUUUCAGGAGACCUGCAAAAUGAGGAGGAGAUGGACCGAGCGAUGGAGGAGGCUGGAGAAGAGGCCAUUUUCCAGCGUUCCCAUGGCUUGUUUGGAAACCGCGUCACCUCUUUCUCUUCUGAACCGGCCAAUGCUCAAGCAAAUCAACAGAUGACCGCCCAGCGCCCUCUGCAGUUCUCUGAGAGUCAGCCCGACUCUCCUCCAAACUCUAACACAGAGUUUUUCCCCACAGCCCCACCAAGGAGCAACACUAACAACAAUGCAUUUGAUUUUUCAUUUGAAAGAGAAGGGAGCCCUGCAGAGUUUUACAAUAAUCUGGAGGAUUCAGAACUAGACAGUAGACGCUCCUGGAACUUCUCAGUGAGAACAGACAAAUCACAGUUUGCAUAUGACCCAAACUACGAUGACAGUCAGAGCCAGUUCUCUCAGUCGGCAGCUGACCAGCUCGUCCAGGAGGCCCUGUUCAAAGGUGGUGUGGGCUCUCUGGCGGGUGAUCCUGGGUUUGUGUCUGUCGCUAAGAGGGAGCUGGCUGAGGCGAUGCACCUACCUGUAUCUGAGAUAGAGGGCGCUGCUCAGAGCCUCCUCAAAGAGCGCUCCAUCUCUCAGGCUUCUAACAAAAAGAGACGUCCCAUCCCCGUACCCCCAUCGGCCCCAUCGGCCCCCUCUGCAGCACAGACCAGCCGCCCGGAACCAGCUGUGAGGAGGAAAAGACGUCCUGUACCCAUGAUCCCCUCACUAUCCCGGGAGGAGCACGACGAGACGGACUCUCAUGUUUAGACUCUGUCUUGAAAAACACUUAUUUUACACACACAGUUGGCUCAGCCUCACCGCACUUCACCUAGCUUGGUUGGUUUUUAUGUUUAAUUAUCCAUUGCGGUAAACAGAUCCAUCAACAAAAACAAUGAUAAUAAAAACUAUUCUUAUACUGGACUCUAUAGGUAUAGUUAAAAAACAACAUUAAUCUCUUUACUGACCAUUCUUUGAAGUGUGUGAGGUAAACCAUUCCUUUGACUAAUGGACGAUCCACAUGAGUGAGCCACAUGUCCUGAGUUCAGACAGGACUCACUGUGACCCAAGUGAAAACCUGCAGCUUAAGACUGUGCUGUAGUUCACUGUCAUCACCAGGCCAAACGUACAUCAGUCUUUACACUGGUCAUUUGGUUCUGAUGCUGUUCAAUAAGAGACUAGGAGGUGUUCAAGUCUCCUGCUAGGUUUUCUUAAUACAAUUUCUUUCAGCUCACCACUAUUUGUGGUUUGAAGUAUCAGAAGACUCUUUUUAACUGGGACACAUUUUAAUUUCAAAUUAAUUUUAAACGUAGUUUUGUGAUUUGUUACACCACUUUGUGGUCCAUACUUUUGUGUAAAUACAGUAAAUAGCCUAUGUAAAAUGUCCUUGUACCUGGUGUAGCGUGGACUGAAGCAUAAUCUAUAUUCACUAUUGUGCGCAAACACACUGCACUUUUCUGUCCAGUGCCUUGAUCCAAACAUUGUAAAUGUUUAACAUGUUAUUAGUUUGGCUGUGCUUUUGAGACUUACUCUGGAUGAGGCUUGGUGAACAAAUCUAAAAAAAUAAAUGUUGGUAUUUAACAUUUUCAAUACUUGAGUUACAAAUUACAGGUGAAAAAGAAGAUACAUGAUUCAUGGUAUGAAGUUAAAGAGUAGGAAAAUGUCAGUGUGUGAAUGACAUACAGUUGAAGUUAUGGUGUGAAAACUGAAACCUGCUAAAAAUAGUGUUGCAGAGCACAGAUGCGUCUUUGAGGGACACUCAUACAGUAACAUACAGCAGUGUAAACUCUACAAAUAAAGGCAAUUAAAUUAUUAAUGUUUUUCAUUUAUUAAGGUAAUCAACAAAACAGGUCAUAGACAUUGUGUCAGAAUUUUUAGAUAAACCAAAUUGUUUCAGAGAACUCGUAUAAAAGAAUAUUUCAAGAGACCAAUAAAAAACAUAAAAUAG
Periophthalmus magnuspinnatus is the source of this 6945-nucleotide messenger RNA. RefSeq names its product dihydropyridine-sensitive L-type skeletal muscle calcium channel subunit alpha-1-like. The transcript is spliced from 45 exons. Gene Ontology annotation, biological process: calcium ion import across plasma membrane. Lineage: Eukaryota; Metazoa; Chordata; Actinopteri; Gobiiformes; Gobiidae. The record is from RefSeq and is a predicted model, not a curated record. The coding region runs from base 222 to 5768 and encodes 1848 amino acids. Gene Ontology annotation, molecular function: calcium ion binding; high voltage-gated calcium channel activity. Gene Ontology annotation, cellular component: membrane; voltage-gated calcium channel complex.